Molecule: messenger RNA, 978 nt
Organism: Carya illinoinensis
Lineage: Eukaryota; Viridiplantae; Streptophyta; Magnoliopsida; Fagales; Juglandaceae
Product: histidine-containing phosphotransfer protein 4-like
Exons: 6
Coding region: 86-790 (234 amino acids)
Biological process (GO): cytokinin-activated signaling pathway; phosphorylation; phosphorelay signal transduction system
Cellular component (GO): cytoplasm; nucleus
Molecular function (GO): protein histidine kinase binding; histidine phosphotransfer kinase activity
Source: RefSeq, a predicted model, not a curated record
UUAUCAUAGACAAACCCGAUAAUUAUAUUUUCCCGAGAAUCAUAUCUGCAAAUUCCCAAUACCUUCCAACAUUGCUUAGAUACUAAUGGAAUCUCCCUUUUACCUAGUCCACAUGAACAAUAUCGCACUCUAUUCUACCAAACGGGAAAGAAGGGAAAAUCAAAGAAUUGUGUGCCCUUUUCUACUCUUGAUUUCUCCCCCUCCUCCAGUCUUAUAUAAACCCCCAUUGCCAUAUAGCAUUUUCAUUCAAGCCAUAAGGUUGCAGCUUUCUCCUCGAUCAUCUGUUUCUUUUUUGUCUCCCUCACAUUUCUUGCUUGGUUUCUGGACAUUCCUUCUAAUGGAUAGGAACCGGUUGGCCAGACAGGUUGCCCUCCAGAAGCAGUCCCUCUUUGAUCAGGGAUAUAUCGACCAACAAUUUAUCCAGGUGGAGGAACUGCAAGACGUCUCUAGUCCUAAUUUUGUGGAGGAAAUCGUCACAUCGUACUACCAGGAUACUUCUAGACUAAUCGUCAACAUAGAGCAGGCAUUGGAGAGGAGGCCGCUUGAUUUCGAUCAGUUGGAUCGCUAUAUUUAUCAGCUAAAUGGAAGGAGCACAAGCUUCGGAGCCAGAAAGGUGAUAGCUGAGGGUGCCCUGUUCAGGGAAUAUUGCGAGGCAGAAAAUGCAGAAGGAUGCAAGACGACUUUCCAACAACUGAAGACAGAAUAUGCCACACUGAAAAGGAAACUUGAAGCUUACUUUCAGCUAGCAAGACAAGCAAGACUCGCCGAGACAGCAUCACGACCCAUGUAAGGAAUUUGAUCAGAAUGAAAACUAAUCCAGAUGUUGGAGUAUUAAGAGACUUGAAAGUGUAAUGUGGGGAACUUUGUGCCUUGCAUAUGUACAAAUUCACCCGAAGAAGGUUUUUGGUUUUUAUGUAACCUGUGUUUUAGGUAUAUUAGCUCCUAAAUAAAUCUGCAGAAGUUGUUUUGCUGUGUUUC